CACAAAGGAGAGAUUUUGCCCGACUCCUAUCAUCUUUCCCUCUUGUAUCACAUAGGAUUCAUCUUCCGACUCCUCUUCAUUAGUGAUCAUGGAAGCUCCGUUCCAUCUCCCUUCCACAGCCUCUUCUCGCCGCCACCAGAUCCCAUCACUUCCGCAUCUCUCUGGAAGCUGGAGUCUCUCUAAUUCUCUUCCAUGAACAAAGUCUCUCUAAUUCCCGAUUCACUACAAUCCAAGUACCUUUGAUGGCUAAACUUUUGGGGAUUAUGAGCGAUUUUUGUUCCUCUUUCAAGCACACUGUAUUUGUGUGUGUACCUCUCCACACUCCUCUGUAUCUACAGGCCGGAAGAUCCCUUUUCUUCACCGGCCUUGAAGGAACCGCCCGCCUUUCAUCAAUUUUCUUGAAGAUCCCUUUGCUCUGAAUCUCGCCUCCAUUCAUUUCUUUGCGUUUGGUCCAAGAACAUGAAUGUGUUGAAUUCCAGUGCUACUUAGCGUUGAUUUAGCCUUGUUUCUGUGCGGAUCUGUGAGUUUCCUGUUCUGGGACCUCGAUCUGUGUUAAUAUGUGCUUCUGUAUCUGGUGAACACUGUGCAUGGUGAUCCAUUUGAGCAGUGGAACCAUUUCUCAUUCGUGUGAACACAAAUUGUGGAAGAUUCUGACUUCUUUCGGCAAUGAUAAGUUAGAAAGUGUUUGGAAAAUGGCGGACAUAGCAAAAUCUGGCAGGAGGGUUUCAGGGCAACAACAGAUCGCAGAUGGUGUGCGAGAUAAGACCAGAUUAUCCAAAGUUAUUGGGAGUCCCCAGUGUGAAGAAAUGCAUCAUGAAGUGCCUAAACGUGCAAUGAAUAAGAAUACGGUCCGGCCAAAGUCUUCUGAGUGUUACCAAAAACAGCGACCGGAUAACAAAGACGAGGAACUUGUGAAGCACAUGUCAAAUUUGCCUAAAUAUCUGCAGAGAACAGAAAUGGAGAAAAGUGUUCAAGCAAAAGCUUUGAGUUUUGGGGUUAUUGACUGGAACCAUCUAGAAAAAUGGAAAUACAGUGACCAUAUUUCAGCUAGAGACCACGAGAAAGGGUCAGCAUUGCCAUCUUCAGGGGGUGAUUUGUCAUGCCCCAGGCCGCCUAAAGCUUAUAGUUCAUUCCCUCAACAGAAACACAUGUGCCCACCAUUUCCUCAUGAACAAAAUCUUUCUGGACCCAUGAAGCACUCCCGAGGAAAGUCCAUGCCUGGUCAAGAGUUUUUUACAGCCCCGGUGAGCACAAAACCAGUAACUUCUAGGAGGAGAUCUUCCGAAGCAAACAUUAACAAAGACAGUAAGGUUUCUGAUGAUAAAUCCAAACCAGGGAAAGAUGAUAUGUUCUCUGACCAGUCAAAGAUUGACAGAAGAGAUGAUCAAAAUGGUAGAGAUAAGGUCAAAGCAGGCAUGCAGGUGAAUUGUGCUCCUAAGCCGCAAAACAUUGUCAUUCUAAUGCCAAAAGCAAAACAUUCUCAGAUUUCAGAAUCCCAAACUGCGUCAAAUGUGGACUCAACGGAGCCAGAAAAGAAAGGAUUUUCUCAAGAAUCUUGCUCAAGAGAACACUCCCCUAUUCCACCUUCUACUGAUAAACAGUCCAGUAUGAAGGAUUCUUUGGACUCCUCUGAGACAUCUGAGGGGAAGGGAAAAUAUCCAUCACCCACGAGACGAUUUAGCAUGAAUCUUGGCAUGGUGAGUAGGAGUUCAAGUUUUAAAGAGACUCCAACAGCUCCAAGAUUGCCGGACACACAUACUAUUCCCAAGUCUGGUCCAGUGAGUUCUGGGGUAGAAAGGUCAAAAGCUAACGGGAAAGGGAGAUCAAGUCCUUUGAGGAGAUUGUUAGACCCACUUUUGUUAAGGUCCUCCAAGGGGACUCAUACAGCUGAGACUAGCAAUGAGAAGUUAGAUUCUACAAGCAACAGGGAACACCCAUCAUCAUCAUCAUCAUCAUCUUCUGGGGCUCUUCUACAGCUUAGUAUAAAGGAUGGCCUCCCUUUCUUCAAAUUUGUUGUUGAUGGCAGCCAAGACAUUUUAGUUGCUGCUGUCAAACAGUUACCAAAAACUGGAAAGGGAGAUGGACGUUUGGUUUAUUCUAUCUAUACAGUUUCUGAGAUCAAAAAGAAGAAUGGAGGCUGGAUGGGCCACGGAUCAAAGGGCAGUGAGAAAUGUAGUGAGUUCGGAUAUAAUAUGAUUGGGCUUAUGAAGGUUUCCAGUUCUUAUGUCUUCAAAUCAGAUUUGAGAGAAUCCGUGUUGUACAGCGUGAAUCUUGGACAGGUGGUGGACAACAAACAAACUGCGUCAGAGUUUCUUCCGGACAGGGAGAUUGCAGCCAUUAUAGUUCCAAAAUCUGGCAGCAUUGUUGUCAUUCGUCCGGGUGGCGUUCAUGGGUUGCCCCAAAAAGGAACUCCAUCUUCACUGGUUGAAAGAUGGAAAUCUGGUGGGGUAUGUGACUGUGGUGGGUGGGAUGUUGGUUGCAAGUUACAGGUUCUCACUGAACAUGAGAAAGACUGCAAUAACCUUGCAUUGUUCCUCCAGGGAGGAGAGCAAGAGAGAAAGCUCAUCUUUAGCUUGGCCCCUUUGAGGAAGGGGCUCUACACAGUACAAUUUGACCCAUCAGUCCCUUUGGUAGAAGCAUUCUCCAUAUGUGUAACAAUCCUAACCGGUCAGAAAAAAGUAUGUGGAAUGUUGGAGGUGGCAGACCCUUCUGUUAGCUCCGGAGGUGUGAGGGAGGCCGAAGUGACAACUGCCGCCACAGUCCAAGGGGGUCAGGGAUCUGCAAAAUAUGCGCCUUCUCCGCCACCAUCCCCAGUUGCCAGGAUCUAGUGUUUUUUUGUUUAACUUUACGUAUCGUUCUUGCUUUUUUUUGAUAAAUGUAAAGCUCUUAGUAUGCUUGUUAGUGCAAUGGUUGGUUAUUCACUCACCCAUUGCUUAUGUGAGUAUAGAACCUCAAAAUGUGAAAUCGCCUACCGGUAAACAAGUAGCAUAAGUGGCCUG
Cuscuta campestris is the source of this 2999-nucleotide messenger RNA. The record is from the annotation of a GenBank genome assembly. Lineage: Eukaryota; Viridiplantae; Streptophyta; Magnoliopsida; Solanales; Convolvulaceae.